Cercocebus atys (sooty mangabey) is the source of this 2080-nucleotide messenger RNA. It is a transcript of the gene BTNL10P, whose product is annotated as butyrophilin-like 10. Gene Ontology annotation, cellular component: external side of plasma membrane. The transcript is spliced from 4 exons. Gene Ontology annotation, biological process: regulation of cytokine production; T cell receptor signaling pathway. Gene Ontology annotation, molecular function: signaling receptor binding. The record is from RefSeq and is a predicted model, not a curated record. Lineage: Eukaryota; Metazoa; Chordata; Mammalia; Primates; Cercopithecidae.
CCACACUGGGGAUCACACUCUAUGGGAAGCCUUUUUUGUCCUCUACUGCAACUGCCCAAAAGGCACAGUUACAUACUUUUGCAAAAAAAACAAAAGGAAGAAUCUCUGGAAACCGGGGGAGUUGGCAGCUUUUGCCAGAUGUCGAGGCUGCCUUUCACAUCACCGCCUGGAGACAGCAUGUUUGGCCUGGGUCACACCCACCUGGAGUUGGCAGGAAACUAAAUUAAUUCCCCUAAAGUUGCCAGGACUUCCCAAGGAAGCUGCAGCAGCUCUCGGUGCCAGCUUCCUGGCGGUGGCUCCUCUCCCAGUGACAGUGCGUAGCUCUGACCUGGCAGGAAUGGCAAUGAUGUGCGAUCAAGAGGACUUCCUGCCCAUCUGCUUUGUCACCCUGGUCUUCCUGCAGCUCCCACUGGCCAGCAUCUGUCAAAACUGUGGGACAGACUCUUGUGCAAGUCGAGGCAGGUGCCCUGGCAUAGGAGGUGUGUGUCCAGCAUGGCAGGAAGCUGAAGCAUCUCCCAGCAGCUCGGGCUCAAGAGGUCCCCAAAGCUUCCAAGAUGAGGGAGGGGCAGGGAGAAAGUGCCCUGGCCUCCCACACAUGGCUAACCCAGCCCUUUCUGAUCUGCCUCUCCCAGAGAAAGCUGACUUUGAUGUCAUUGGGCCUCAUGCCCCUAUUCUGGCCAUGGCUGGGGGACAUGUGGAGUUACAGUGUCAACUGUUCCCCAAUAUCAGUGCCGAGGACAUGGAGCUGAGGUGGUACAGGUGCCAGGCCUCCCUGGCUGUGCACGUGCAUGAGAGAGGGAUGGACAUGGAUAGAGAGCAAAAGUCGUAGUACAGAGGAAGGACAACCUUCGUGAGUGACCAUGUGGCCGGAUGCAAGGCCAUGGUGAGGAUUCACAGGGUCACAGCCUUUGACAACGAGACAUACUGCUGCCACUUCAAGGAUGUUGUAAAGUUCGGCAAGGCCAUUGUGCAGGUGCAGGUGGCAGGGCUGGGCAUGGAGCCCAGAAUCCAGGUGAUGGAACAGCAGGAUGGAGUCAAGGCAGAGUGCACAUUAGCAGGCUGGUUCCCCAAGCCCUGGGUGGAAUGGCGAGACUUCAGAGGCCAGGCUAGGCCUGCUGUGACCAAUCUCUCAGCCUCGGCCACCAUGGGUCUCUGGGCUGUGACGUCCAGCUUGAUGCUCUGGGACAGGGCUGUGGAGGAUCUCUCUUGCUCCAUCUCCAGCCCUCUCCUCCCUGAGAGGAGGAAGGUGGCUGAAAGUCACCUGCCCGCUACCUUCUCCAGAAGCUCCCAGUUCAUGGCAUGGAAAGCGGCUCUGCCUCUGUUCCUUGUUGCAGUGGGACUCGUAAUAGCUGGAGGCAUCUGCAUCUUCUGGAAAUGUCAAAGGGAAAAGAACAAAGCAUUGCUGGAAGAAGAGAGGGAGCGAAGAGAAAAGGAGCAGAGGCGACCCACCAGCAGCAACGAGGUUGAGCCAUGAGAGGUGAGCAGCGAGCCCCGACAAGGCACAUCCUGCCCACCCCCCAAACCCAGGACCCUAACACGAAGCCCUGAGCCGAGGCUUCAUCCAUGUGUCCUCAAACACAGUAGGAAUGCGAUGGCCGAUGAGGAUCCUCACUCUGGAAUUGCCUGAUUAUGAUCUAGCCAGUGAGACCAUCUGUCUCCUAGCAAUCCCUUGGUUAGUCUUCACUGGCUGAUUUUGGGCAGGCUGGUUGGACUCUCUCUUGAAAACGGACAGAUCUGAGCUUGAACCCCAAGUCUGAUGGGUGUGGGCUGAGGGACCUGGUGUGAGCCCUGAGCCACUCUGUCUGCUGGGAGUGCUGAUACCAUCCUGAAAGAGUGCUGCAGUGACCAACAAAGUAGCAUUUAGAGCAGGGGCCGCAUAGGGGAGGGUUUGCAGUUGCAAUCAUUGUGAUUAUUCUCAAUAUUGACUGUGCCCAUCAUUCAUUCACUUCACUCACUUCCUCCUCUGUCAUUUCAGGAGUUGAGGACUUGUCCCUAGACUUCAGAGCCCUAUUUGCAGCUGGUUGUAAAGACUGCAUUAUGAUAGAGUCGUUUGUGGUGGCUUGCAGCUGUCAUCUAGCAU